Messenger RNA from Mesorhabditis spiculigera, 204 nucleotides. The record is from the annotation of a GenBank genome assembly. NCBI's taxonomy places the organism in Eukaryota, Metazoa, Nematoda, Chromadorea, Rhabditida, Rhabditidae.
AUGUCCGAGGUUUACAUCGUCGACGCCAUUCGCACACCGAUCGGCAAGAGGGGUGGCGCGCUGUCCGGCGUGCACCCCAUCGAUCUCGGUGCGCACGUCGUCAAGGCACUGGUCGAGCGCACCGGUAUCGAUCCCAGUGACGUCGACGACGUGAUCUUCGGUUGCGUCGACGCCAUCGGCGGCCAGGCCGGGCAACAUCGCCCG